This is a messenger RNA of Bemisia tabaci, 1441 nucleotides long. RefSeq names its product protein lethal(2)essential for life. Gene Ontology annotation, biological process: response to heat; protein refolding. The record is from RefSeq and is a predicted model, not a curated record. NCBI's taxonomy places the organism in Eukaryota, Metazoa, Arthropoda, Insecta, Hemiptera, Aleyrodidae. Gene Ontology annotation, cellular component: nucleus; cytoplasm.
GCUUGUCUGCGUCGACUGCGUGUGGUUAACCGUUAAGCGACUUAAGUAAUCGCUCGCGCUUUAAGUGUGCUCCUUUUACUGCUAAGUCUGCUAAGUUUACUAAGUUUUCCGCUCGUAGUAGUGUCGAUCAUCUGCAACUGUUAGUGCUUCUCAGUGAUAGUGAUUAAAAGUUUUUGGUCUCCUCACUUCUUGGUGUGACCCACGUAAUAUCGUAUUUGAGCUCUCCUGUACACACCAGGACCGUCAAAUUAUUCAGUGAUUUUUUUUUCUGAGCUUCACACACUCAAUAUUAUUCAAUUGAAAUGGCUUUGCUACCGUACUUGUUGGAAGAGCUGAACCGACCAACCAUCUACGAUCAGAACUUUGGUCUAGGAUUGUUCAAUGAUGAUUUCCCGUCUGCUGUUGGAUCUCUGCGCCCUUACUACCUGAGACCAUGGAGACUGUUUCCCCACGAUGAAAGUGGCAUUUCUUCAGUACAGCAUGACAAAGAUGGAUUUAAGGUGAAUUUAGACGUACAGCAAUUCAAGCCAGAGGAGGUCAACGUGAAAAUAGCUGACAACUAUGUCAUCGUCAACGCUAAACAUGAAGAGCGUAGUGAUGAACAUGGCUUCAUUUCACGAGAAUUCACCCGCCGUUACCUUCUGCCAAAAGACGUAAACGCUGAGGCCUUGACUUCAUCUCUCUCUUCCGACGGAGUUCUUUCCAUCCAGGCUCCACCAAAGGCAAUCACCAACGAUAAGGGAAAUGAGCGUCAAAUUCCAGUCACCAAAACCAACGCCCCAGCAAUCAAACAACAACAACAACAACAGAAGAAGUAAAUUAUCGUGAAUGACAUUUACUCUCAUCUCAAGUAUUUAUUUUUACGUCAUCUUUCUAAGGUGAAUAUCUCUUACAUUUUUAAUGUUACUGUGUAACCGACUAUGUUAUUACUCUUUAUGAUAAUCUAAUUUUAAGUUCCUAUCCAUGAAUAGUUUUUAAUUUAGUCCCAUUUCAAAUUUUGUCUGACUGUACAUGUGUCCAUUCAUUAAUCUUCAAAAUAUUAAGUUACAAAUUUUCAUCUUUCAUACUUAUUAAGGAGAAAAUGUUUUCAACCAUAUGCAGAGCUAGACCAUUUAUUGUCACAUUUUACUGAAUUUGACAUCUUCUCAGGGAUAUAUAGGAUUCAAAUUUUCAUCUAGUUUAGUCUAGCUGUGCUCUCUGAGAAAUAUGAAUAUUGAGUGAAAUUAAGUACAAUUUUCUUUCUUGUUAUUCUUUUGGAACUCUCAACUUGGAUCAGUAAAAUGUCAUUCAAUACUCAAAUAAUUACUUAAUGCUGUUGAAUUAUUCUGUUCAACUGUUAAAGUCAUCAGACUUCACCCUAGUUAGUGUAUUAAGAUUGUUUGUGUAAAUUAUAUUGUAAGGAAGAUUUAUUACUUUUUAAUAAAGGUGUCCUAAAAGUCUA